This is a messenger RNA of Microplitis mediator, 7125 nucleotides long. RefSeq names its product G-protein coupled receptor 143-like. Gene Ontology annotation, biological process: regulation of calcium-mediated signaling; G protein-coupled receptor signaling pathway; melanosome organization. Bases 5155 to 6240 code for a protein of 361 amino acids. The record is from RefSeq and is a predicted model, not a curated record. The transcript is spliced from 12 exons. Gene Ontology annotation, molecular function: L-DOPA receptor activity; L-tyrosine binding; dopamine binding. Lineage: Eukaryota; Metazoa; Arthropoda; Insecta; Hymenoptera; Braconidae. Gene Ontology annotation, cellular component: melanosome membrane; plasma membrane.
CAUUAAAGCCAACCAAGUGCGCACCACUUUUAGGUGGGUAUUGUGAAAAAGAUGAAGACUGUAUACUUUUUAACUCGAUUUGUACUAAUUAUCAUUGUACAUGCAAACCUUCUUAUAUAUCACGUCCUCAAUAUCAAUGUGUACCAGCGUCAAUUGGAAUGAAUUGUACUCAUGAUGAUGAUUGUGAAGAUUUUAGACAUGUUAAAUGUACCAUAAAUAAAAUAUGUGCUUGUAGGCCACAUCAUAUUUUACAUAAUAAUGUUACAUGUCUACCACUUUUAGAUACUUACUGUGAGAAUAAUGAACGAUGUUUAUUUGAAAACUCUGUUUGUGUUGAAAAUAAAUGUCAGUGCAAAAGUGGAUACAUGGCUACUUCUCGUCAAAGUUGUGCAAAAUCGCCGCUGAAUAGAACUUGCUCAACUAUUGAUGACUGUGUUGAUUUAGACAGAUCAAAAUGUUCUGACGAUAAAAAAUGUGUUUGUCAAGAAAACAAUAUUAUAAUUAACAAUGCAAUAUGUAUGCCUUCAUUAGGCGGAAUCUGUCAGACUAAUAUAGAAUGUAUGAUCGGUCAUUCCGUUUGUAAUAAUAAUAUCUGUCAAUGUCAGCCUGGAUAUGAACCAAACUCUGAUAAUGAAUGCAGAGCUUGUUAGUAGAAAUAUUUUGUGAUUAUUUGUUUUGUAAAUUAUUUCUUUAUUUCACUAAUUAUUAAUACUUUUCGUUCAUAAUUAAUUGCAGCAUUAUUAGGAAAAUCUUGUGAAGAUAGUUUUGACUGUAAUAACAUAUGGCAUCUAAAAUGUUCAAAAGAUAAAAUAUGCAUUUGUAAAACAAAUCACGUUGUAGUAAACAACGCAUCAUGUAUACCAAAUUUAGGUGCACUUUGUCUAUCUGGUGAUCAGUGCAAGCCCGAUAAUUCCGUUUGUAUUAAUUAUGAAUGUCAAUGCAAGCCGACUUUCGAACGUGUAGAUAAUCGUCACUGCAUACCUUCUUCACUAGGAAAAUCUUGUAAAAACAAUUAUGAUUGUGGAGAUUAUUUGCAUUCAAUGUGUUCCUCAAAUAAAAUUUGUGUAUGUAGAGAAAAUCAAAUGGUGAUAAAUAAUGCCACUUGUGUACCAUUAUUAGGCGGAACUUGUAAAUACAAUGAAUUAUGUAGAGUGGAUAAUUCUGACUGUAUUAAUAAUGAAUGUCAGUGUAUAAAUAACUAUAAAGCUAUGUCUAAUAACAUAUGCGUGCGAAGUGAGCCAGAAUUUUACGACUGAAUUCUCAUGUAAAAUUAUGACCAUUUUGAAAAACCACUGGGAAAGCCACGGUCUUACAUUUAUGUAAUAUAAUGAUUCUCAUACCUAGAUAACUGAUUACGGUAAUAUACAACGAUAUAUAAUUAUUACUUUCUUCAAAUUGUCAAAAAGUAUAUCUUAAGCGCAUCAGUUUUUAUAGUUUGAAACAAUAAAAUUUUACUUGUGUUUGUAAGCUUUUAAUGUAUGUGAGAGAAUUAACCUAAAGUAUUACUGAUGCGCGGCUAUAUCUAUAUGGCAAGAUGACGUAUUUUAUCAUUUCAAACAAUAAAAUUUACAGACCAAGAGUGACUAUUUUUUUCCAUAUCAAUAUAUUUUAGAGAAUCAUUCUUAUACUUUUUCGCUUCAAACAAUACAUUGAAUCGUACUCGUACAAUGACGGGUGAUCUGUUAAUAUUCUUAAUUUUAACUUUAACUCAAGUUAAUUCUCAGGUUCCUAAUGCUAUUAACAUCCAAAAAAAAUGAUUUAUUAAAGUUGGGAUCAUCUUGUCAAUAUGAUACAGAUUGUUUAAGUUUUGAUUUUGCAAUUUGUACUAUACGACGGGUAGUCGACUGUAACUCAAUUUUUCGAUUUCUUGUCUUCGAAUAAGUGGAGCCGCGAUUCUAAACAAUUACCAUUUAUUUUUUUUAGCUUUAAAUUCAAUUAAUUAUAAAUAAUUAACCAUAAUUAAUAAAUUAAAUAUCUAAUUUAAAUGUCAUAGACAUAUUUUUUUUUUCCAUAUAAUUACAAACAAAUAUUUUACCAUUAAUCAUGAUUACAUUAAAAAUGAUUAUUUUAUUGUAAUCAAUGUAAUUAGUUACGUAGUAAGUUCUUCUGAAGAUAGUAGCACAGACUAGGGCGGCUAAUUUUAAAAAUAAUACAAAAAAAAAGUAAUAUUUUUAUAAAUAUUACUUUUUUUUAUUCGUAUAUACGAAUCAUGACGUAAGAGUUUUUUUACAAUUAUGUGGUUUUGAGGAUUCAGAGAUUGUAAUUUUGUAGCAUAUAAAUAUAAAUUAUCAUUAAAGUUAAACCGAUUACUGCCUAAACUUCACGGUAAAAUAAAAUAUGUAAUAAAAAAAGUUGUGUAAUAUUUUAGUAUCUAUUUUGAUGAGUAAAUAAUAACAGCGGCCCUUUGAAAAUAAAAAAUAUUAAGAAAAAUAAAUUAAUAUGUUAAUUAUAUAACUACUAAUUCAAAAUAUUAAAUUUAUUACUCCAUAAAUCAUAAAACAUUUUUUUUCUACUUAUGGGUUGAUCAAUAAUAAUAAUAAUAAAAUUUAAGUAAAUAACUCAUUGUGAAAUCAUAAAACCUCUUUUACCUUUUGGAAGAUAAAAGAUUUAACAAGUCAGUUCAAAUCUAAACAUCAAACAUGAUAGUUAUCUAACAAUUUAUCCUUUAAAAAAAAAUAUUAACUUGAAUUUUUGGUUAUUACUUACUUAAAUUAUUAAUAAUUUAAUAGAAAGUGAAUAAUUAUAAAAUAAAAUUUUAAAAAAUUAUAAUUAUAAAUAUGGAAACAUGUGAAAAAAUUUUUGAAGAAAGUAAAGAUUGUCAAGAAAAUAAACCACAAGAUUCAUGUCCUGAUAAUCCAUAUGUGGAAAUUCAUCAGGAAGAUAUAACUGAUGAAGGUAAAAAAAAAAGAAAUAAAAGAAGUAUUAUUGAUGCUCCUCGCAAACCCAAGUGUAUGGACAAAAAUGGUCAAUGUAGAAAUCCAUUGUAAAAAAUAAAUAGAAGUGAUAAUCAAUAAUCAAUUAACAGAGUUUUUAAAUAUUAAUAGACUUAAUAACGUCAGUUUAUUUCAAGACACCGUCGAAGAUAGACAGAAUGAUUAUUUAAGCUCACGAUAAGACGUAAUUAGUUAAUGCAAAUAAAAAGUAAUCAGCUGAAAAGUUAUUUAGAAAAACACAUUUUUAAAAAUUUCAUUCAAUAUGGACGUGAUUUCUAUCGAAGAAAAUUUGAAAGAAAGUGAAAACUCAAAUUUUCAUGCAGACGAUACAGAAAAUAAGGGCGAGGACAAGGAUAAGAAUAAGGAUAUUAAUGAAGAAUCUAAACCGAAACGAAGAACAAAGAGAAAUAUAAUUGCAGUACCUACAAAUCCAAAAGUACGUAAUAAACGUUUUGUUAACGGACGAUGGAGAACUCCUCUUUGAAAUGUUUACUUAAAUUUAAAUUUAUCUCAAAGAACAAUACUUAGUAGUUUAGUAGUUUACUUACUUUGUGUAUUGCACAAUUCAGAUGUUAAAUGUUUAAUUUUAUCGCAAUGUAUUUCAAUCUUUUCGUUAUAUAAAUUGUAUUUCUUAAAUUAUAAUCUCAGUAAUUGAAUCUAAAAUUUAUUUUUAAUGUAAUAACGCACGAUGAAAUGUUCAAUAUAGUAAAUCAUAAUUAAUUUUGUUUGAAAUCAAUUAAUUAAUUACAUAUUUUUUUCACUUUUAAUUCCUAUGGAAAUUUUGGGUGUUUUUUUUUUUCCUGUUCACUUCCUUUAUUAUUUUCUAUAAAUAUUUCUGUGUGGCCAACUGAAUUCAUUUAAUUUUAAUAAUUAUAAACCGGUAUUAAAUGACUAAUUGAUUUGCUAUAUUAGGAAUAUAAUAGUAUAAAUGUAAAUAUUGAUAUGAAUCGAAUAAAAAUUAUUACUGCAGGGGAAAACGUAAAAAUAAGAGUUCCCUGAGAAUUUUAUAAAAAAAUAAAUUUAAGAGGGACAAAAGCUUAAAAUUUUAAUCGAAAAAUUGUUAAACUUUAAAACAGUUUUAAACAAUUAUUUUGUAACAAUUUAAUUUAAACUUUUAUUUUAACAAUAAUUUGUUUAAAUUAAUUUUUUCACAUUUUAAACAUGUAUAAUAUGUAUGAAAGGUCAAAUGUAAAUGAUAAUUUUGAAAAAAAAAAAAAAAUUAUUUUGAAAUCUAAUUUUUUUUCGGCGGCCCAUUUUACCUCAAAUUUAGAUUUUUGUAAAUAGUGGGUUCACAUAAAAAUAAAAUAGUAUUUAGCGGCUGAGUGAAAGUAAAUUAAAAUAAAUUUUUUUUACUUUUUUCUUUAAUUUGAAGUAUUUCUCAAAUUUCUUAAUACUUUAUUAUUUAUAGUUAAUUCAAGAAAUUGUGUUUUAUUCUAUAAAUUAUAAUUCAUAUUAAUUAUCUUAUUUACUUGUUUAAAUGUACUCGUUUAAAUAAAAAAAAAAAUGACUUAUUUUUUUGAUGUUAAAAAUAUUUGUUAAUAGCGUAUUUUACUGCCGUAAUUUUUUUGUUUAAACAUAUUCGGUGUUAUAUUAAUUUAUAAAGAACAAUUGUUAAUAACGAGUUAAAAAUAAGAAAAAAUAAACAAUCAAUCAAAAUUAAAUUAUAUAAUAGGUCGAUUUUCAGAUAAGGAAAAUAAUAAAAUAAAUAAAAAUCCUUCAUGAAAAGACAGACAAUCGAUCGAUCAUGAUCUUGUGGGGCUUCAAGGUAAGAUAAUAUAUCUUGUGAGUCCGGUUUAAUAAACACAUAUAUAACGUUAAACUCAUAAAUAUGUAUUAGUUUACGAGUUUUAAAUGUGAAUGUACUUAAAUUAUUAUCCCCAACUGAAACCGGUUGUUAUGUAUUCUAUCGACAAUUAUUUAAUUACACAUCACACAAUUACAUCUCACAUAUAAAAUAUUUAUAUCAAUGUUAAUGUAGAUUUAUAAACAUAAAUAUAAAUAUAUUUUUCUAUAAUUAUAUACUAGAGUUUCUCUUCAUUUCUUAUCAAUAGCGUUAUCAUUGCUCUGUUCUGUUUAUCACAAAAGUGGUCUUGUCUUAUAAUAUUUCCAUCAGAUCAAGAAAAUUUUUUAAGGUCUACGUCAGUUUAUGUGACAAAAUUAGUGUUCGUUUUUUUUUUUUUACUUCUGUUCAGUGAAUGUAUUGUUGAUAAUUUAAAAAAAAAUGGCUGAUCCAACAAUUCAAACAUUCUGUUGCCGACACAACAACAAUACCGAUAUUGCUAUUAUUAUAAUGCAAGAAUUUAAUACAGACAUUUAUAAUACUGUGUGUUUAUUAUCUUCAGUUAUAGGAAUAUUUGGUGCAAUUUAUCAGAUAUUACCUAGAGAAUUGGUUGUCAAUCAAUAUCGUUGGCAAAAUUUUUCUUCAUCAAGAAGUCGACGAAUAAUUGUUUGGCUUGCUGUUGCUGAUUUAUUUGCAUCAUUAGGAAUAUUUAUUCGUUCAGCGUUAUGGAUAAACUAUAAACCAAUCAUGCCAACGAAUGACUUCACGAGUGUUAUACUUUGCGCAUUGUCAUCGGCAUGGACUCAAUAUUUUUAUAUGUCAACAUGGAUAUGGACAAUGUGUUAUGCAAUUGAUAUGAAAUUAUUAUUGAGUGAACGACCGAGUAAAUAUGGAUGGUAUCAUGCAACUGCAUGGAUUUUACCCGCAGUAUUAACAAUAUUCGGAUUAACAAUUCUUUAUAUUCCUAAAGCUAACUGUCACGAAUCAGUAACAAUGACAACGGCUAUUUUACGGAUUCUACCAAAUUAUUGUGUUACUUAUUUAUUGCUGGCUAUUGUAAUGAUUGUUAAUCCAGUUCUAUAUAUAUCGUCAACAAAAGAUUUACAAAAUGCUGUUAUAUGCAGUAUGGCACAGAUGACUGGACGCGAACGUAAACUUGUCCAAACAAUUCAAGUUAAAUUUGCGAUGAUUAAUUUAGUUUAUUAUAUUUGUUGGGUACCAAAUUUGAUUAAUGGAAUACUUUUAUGGACACUUUGGUUUCAUUUACCCGUUAAAGUUAUUAUUGCCUUGUGGUAUAUUAUGGCUGUAACAAACCCACUGCAAGCAUUUUUCAAUGCGCUAGUAUAUCAACGAUGGGGUAAACGUGAAAAAUUUUUUUCAUGGUGGAAAAAAUUACGUCAAUUGUUUACAAAUAAUAAACUGAAUGAUAGUGAAGAGUUAGAUGAAGUGUCGCCAUUAUUAAAUAUCACGCCACAAUAUGAAUGCUGUACACCACACACUAGCAUUAAUGGCUCAUCAUCUUAUUAGACUGAUUUUUAUUUUAAUUUAUUUAUUAAUUUAAAUGAUCAUUAACAUUUAAGUUUAUUUUAUAUUUAUUUUUUUAUUGUACAGGUACAUAGACCAUUGUUUUAUUUUUAUACAACAUUCAGUCAUUCACAUACAAAUAUGAGACAAUAUUAAUUAAAUUUUUGUUUUAUUGAUAUUGUUUAGUUUUAAAUUUUUUCUCACUCAGUUGGUUGCAAGUUUGUUUCUAAUAUGAAUUUAAAUUAAUUUAGUUAGCACCUUCGGAUUAAUACAUUAAUACAUUCGGAUAAAUAUCGACAACUAAUUUACUUUGUUUUAUCAUUUAAAAAAUAGUAUCUUUUAUUAAUCUCACUAAAUACAGUACUCGUUUUAUAAUUAAUAAUUAUCAAUUAUAUUCAUAAGUCGCGCACAAAAUUAUUUACAUUUAAUUGUAGUGUAAGAUAAAAAAAAAUUAUAAUCGAAGUCAUGGAUUACUUGAUUGGAAGAAUUUUUUAGUUUAAAAAAAAUAAUUUUAUUAAUAAAAUAAUAAUGCCACGAAUAAAAAAAAAUAUUUAUAAAAUUAAAAUAUUAUAUUAAAUAAUAAUUAAUAAUAAUAAAAGUAAUAAUAAUUAAAUGUAAUAAUAACUGUCAUUAAAAGUAUUUAAAAAAUAUUAAAAAAUACUAUGCAAUAAUCUCACUUAAUUAGAUCGUAAAAUUUAAAUAUAAAUAAAAUAUUAUAAUUUUUUUUAGUAUCAAAUUUAAAAGUCGAUGUUUAAUUUUGGCACGAGAAUAGUCUCGUAUUUUUUAGUAACGGCAGCAAAAUAUCUCAAUAAAUCAAGAUUUAAUAGUUAAAAAUAACUUUUUUAAUAAAUAAAUGAAAUUCAAGAAGGAAGUUCUGAUACACCUAAA